UUCGAUGCCAUCAUGAACUUCAAGAAGGACGACACCGCCAAGGUGUUGGAAAAGCUUCAGGUGAAACUCACGACAGAAGAGAAGGGCCUGGAAGGCAAGCCCCUGCUGAAGGUGGCCAUGCGCAAAUGGCUGCCGGCCGGAGAGGCUCUCCUUCAGAUGAUCUGUACCCAUCUUCCGUCCCCCGUCACGGCACAGAAGUACCGUAUGGAACUGCUGUACGAGGGCCCUCACGAAGACGAGGCUGCUCUUGGCAUCAAGAACUGCAACCCUGAUGGCCCCCUCAUGAUGUACGUGUCCAAGAUGGUGCCCACCUCAGACAAGGGCCGUUUCUAUGCCUUCGGACGUGUCUUCUCCGGCAAGGUGGGGACUGGGCAGAAGGUGCGCAUCAUGGGUCCCAACUACGUCCCUGGGAAGAAGGAAGACCUGUACCUCAAGACCAUCCAGAGGACCAUCUUGAUGAUGGGUCGUUACAUCGAGCCCAUCGAGGAUGUGCCGUGUGGUAACAUUGUGGGUCUGGUCGGUGUGGACCAGUACCUAGUGAAGACCGGGACGCUGUCCACGUUCGAGCAUGCCCACAACCUGCGUGUGAUGAAGUUCAGUGUCAGUCCUGUCGUGCGUGUUGCUGUGGAGCCCAAGAACCCGUCUGAGUUGCCCAAGCUGGUGGAGGGACUCAAGCGUCUGGCCAAGUCUGAUCCU
Molecule: messenger RNA, 696 nt
Organism: Branchiostoma belcheri (Belcher's lancelet)
Lineage: Eukaryota; Metazoa; Chordata; Leptocardii; Amphioxiformes; Branchiostomatidae
Product: elongation factor 2-like
Exons: 3
Biological process (GO): translational elongation
Cellular component (GO): cytosol; ribonucleoprotein complex
Molecular function (GO): translation elongation factor activity; GTPase activity; GTP binding
Source: RefSeq, a predicted model, not a curated record